AUGUUUUGGUAUUUGUUAAUAAUUUUCGAUGUAAUACUGCAUUCAGUUUUAUCACUUUUAGAGACGGAAAAGCUCCCACAUUUCGCACUUCGUAGCUUCUUGUCUACCAACGAUAUCGUUUAUUUUAAUUUCCCCAUACCACAGCACACGUUCAUUACCAAACUCUCAAUAUCCGUAACCUUUCAUGACUGCGAUCCCGAAAACAUUAGUUUUACCCUUCGUGCAGGAUCUUUUCCUGUGGUCAGACCAUUUGGUGUUCCAAUGCCUAACGGUGUUUUAGCUCCCAAAAACUCUCAUUCACUCAAUAUAUCGAUUAAGAAACCGUUUAACUUGACGUUUGGUGCUGAAGAUUGUGGAACGUACUCUCAAUUUAAUGUGAAGUCAAUUAGUCUUAGAAAUGCAGCAAACAUAGACAUUAAUAUCAUUGGACCUGUCAUUGGUAUGUGGUAUAUUGGUGCUUAUAUGACAGCCUCAUUUCAGAAAGAAUGCAUAGCAUGGUUACUGCCAUCCGUCAGACACGACAUUUCCUACAUUGAUGGACUUAUUUCAUAUAAUUAUAAUGCUCAACUAAAACACAACCAAUCGAUUUCUUACGAAAAAACACUCUUUGAGGGUAUCUCUAAGCUUCCUAGUAGAUCGGCACUUGAUUCUCCUUCAGUAGAAAAACUGUUUCUCCGGAAAAAAAGACGUAAACCUCUUUAUCAUUCUGUAGUUCAGUCUACAGCGGAUCAACCUACACACAAUUCUUUGACACUCCCAAGUUCAUCAACAGAAUCAAUCAACGUUAAUCCAUAUCGUGUAAAGAAUUUAUCAUUCUUGGUGUCACCAUUCGAAUUGGAACUGGCUCCCGUAGAAAGCAGAUUAUACUUACUAGCCAUUAUGGAUGAAAUGACUAGUGUUGAUGUAAUAUUAGAGGAUUGUAGAAUUGUUACACCGAUUGCUCCGUCUGUUGGAAAUAUUUCGGAGUCCAAACACAGUAAUAAUUCAACUUCAAAAGAGACAACAAAAUCAUCCCUACAUCCUAACUUGCCUUAUGAGAUUAUAUUUGAUUCUUCUGCCUGUCCAAUCAUUAUUGAUGGUAGUGUUGAAGCUUUACCACCUAGUGUUUCUUAUCUACAUCAAUCUCAAGAAUUUAGAGUUUCCAAAACAAAUAAAUCUAAAUAUAGGACUGAUUUUUCAUCGAAUAUUGAUCUUCCAUCUUCAAACACUUCUAAUUAUACUAGGGAUUCAAGCACUCAGAGAAUAUUUCGCUUAUUAGGACUUCGAGGUUCUCAAAUCAAUCAUUAUCUGUACAUUCUUAAUCGAGCUUCUCAUGUUGCUGUGUACAUACGACUGGUUAUAAUUCCAAAAUUCGGUUGUUCACUCAUGAGAAAUUCUAGAAAUUUCCAACAUGAAAAUUACUUGUAUCGGCAAUCUCAAGAAAUUUCUUCACAAUUUUUAUCAAUUCAACAUGAAAAUAAAUCAUUAAAAAAUAAAGUUGAUUUUAAUCGAACAAAUAAUUUUACAAAUUAUCAUUUAUUAUUCAGUCAAUCCUUAUUACCAUGGAUUAAUUCAGAUUGGCCAGAAUUAACACCAGAAUAUGGUAAAAAGAAAUGGUUAAAAAUGCAUUAUUCAACAAAUGAACAAGAACGACAACAACAAUUAAUUCUAUCGAAUUUUGAAUCAUUUCAUUUGGAACAUCCAGCUUAUGAAAAUUUACCAUUAUGUUAUAUAUGGCCUACUCCAACACGUGUUCAAUUACCAGUGAAAUUUACUUAUCAUUUUACUUAUCAACCUGAUUUUGGACGGUAUGCCAGUCUACUUCAUUUGAAACCAUGGCAUAUUGUUAUUAUACCGAUAACAUUAAAUUCAGUAAUGGAUAUUUCAAGUGUUCUUGAGAUUGCUUUACAACUUAAUGCAUUAAAUGUUUCAUGGCAAUUCAAUGAAACAUACAGAGAGCCUUUACCACGUCAAAUUAUUCUACAUGGUUGUUUUGCUAGACAUUUAACUAAUACACCGAAAGGUUUCACAGAUAUACAUCAAUGCCCGUUAUGGAUUCGUCUAGCUACAGAUCAUGGUUUAGCAGUGUCUGUAGCUCAUGCUAUUUCAUCUGCUGCUUCUAUAGUUUUUGCUUCUAGUCAAUCACCACGUCGAAGUGAACGACCACCUAAUAUUGAUACUGCUUUCAAUGAAAGUGUUGAUCGAAGUUUUUUAUUCUUUCCUUAUCCAACACCUGGACGUUGGUAUCUUAGUUUAUAUCCAGAAUGUUAUACAGCAUAUGAUGCAUUUUGUGGAUUUGAUCAGUCGGCAGUUAUUGAUGUUUCACUUAUAAUACGUUCAACUCCAUGUAUCAAUAAUCGUUGUCGACAGAUCGGUGAAGGAGGUUCACUAGCACCAUCUCGUCUUCUAUAUCCGAGAGGAUUAAUAGUAAAUACAUCUCGUUCUAGAGAUGGAAGUCAACGAUGGCGUCCGCCAUGGUGGUCAUUUGAUGAGGCUGAUAAUAAUAAUAAUAAUAAUAAUGAAAAUUACCGUUUUAAAUAUAACAGUCCAUUUGAAUAUGUUCCAAUGAAAAAAAUUGGUAAAAUACCUGGUGAAGGUAUAUGUAUUAAUCUUUUCCAACGAUCAAUUCAUGUGUCAACAUGUGCAUGUCCUAUUGGUUAUGGUGGUCUAGGUUGUAUGCCAUUACGUACAGAUUAUUUUCAAACUUUUGGACUUUAUCCAAAUAAACGAAUAAUCUUAUCAUAUGAUGCAUUAAUAUUGGCAUUGUCAAAUUUUGGUUUUAUACCAGCAAUUCUACUGACUGUUAUUCAUCGACUUUGGAUACCGGCAUUAGUGUAUGGAUAUACUUUUCUUUUUUCUACACUUUAUCAUAUUUGUGAUACAGAUUCUAAUUUAAUACCAGGCUAUAAUGUAAUGCAUAUACCGAAUUAUGUUGGUGCUAGUUGGCUUUAUCAAUCGACAGAUAUUGCAUUUAAAAUGAAUAUUCCAAUUAGUAGUAGUAGUAGUAGUAUUAGUAGUAGUAUUGGUAGUAGUAGUGCUAGUAAAUCAUUUGUAUAUUCACAAUUUGCUUCAUCAAUCUGUGUAUUACCAGUGGAUACAUUAUCAUUUUGUGAUUUUUUCGGUGGAAUAUUUUCAAUUUGGGUAAGUGCAUUAACAGCAGCAGCUAUACCUAUGAAAUAUACUCAAUGUGCAUUAAUUAUUGGAGCAUUAUUGCUGACAGUGGCAGUACAAAUUGUUCGUUAUUCUAUUGGUAUUAUACUAGUCCCAUUAUUGAUUGGAUUGAUUAUUAUUCUUUAUUCAUGGAUAAAUUUAUGUUUAAAGUUGAAAUGUUUAUUUCCACCAAUUCAAUGGUGGUUAAUUGGAUUUCUACCAGGUGUUCUAUUAGCCACUGGUGGUGCAUUAAUGUUUUUUCAUGAACAAUCAUCUAUACAUAAUCAAUAUACUAAAUAUCAUAGUAUUUGGCAUAUAUUAAUUGGUUUAUCAUUAGCUUGUUUUCUUCCAUGGCCAUAUCGUUGGCGUCUAGCGUUGAGUCCAAUUAUACCAAUGCAUAAAUCAUUAUCAUGUGGUAAUUUAUCAAAACAUUCUAUUUGUAAUAAUUAUAAUCUGACAAAUAUGAAUUCAUUAGUAGUGAUACCUGUGGAAUUAAUAUCGAAUGAAUUAGAAACUUUUCCUAUUCAUAAUAAUAAUAAUAAUAAUAAUAAUAAUAAUAAUAAUAAUAGCAAUACUAAUAAUAAUAGUAAUUUAGAAGCAGAUAAUAAUAAUAAUAAUAAUAAUAAUGUUAAUCAUUCCAACGAUUAUGUCACAUUAACAAAAUUAUCACAUAAAUCAAUUGUAAUUAAAAAAUUUAUGAAUAUUUUAAAGAAUUUAUCUAAUUCUACAUGUCGACUGUAUCAAAAGUUUACUACACACAUUGAUAAACAAUUUCAAUUGAAUUUUCUACUUGAUCCAUUAUGUAAACGUUGGCCAAAAUUGAAAUGGAUAUUACCUUAUGGUUACAAGCCAAAGAACAUUCUUUCUACUGAUAUUCAAACAGACUAAACUACCUCAUCCCUCUUAUUAAAUACUCGAUAGGAUUUCGUAAUUCUUCAUUUAUAGUAAAAAAAAACAAUGAGACAAUCACGUAACUUAACUAGUCAGAAUAAGUUUACUAGAUUUUAUUCUUAUUUCAUUGUUUUUGUAAAUUGAUAAUUGUCAAUUAACUGAUUUUUUUUGUUCAAAUGUAUUUGUGUUUUUUUUUUUAAAUUACAAUCUUUCAAUGUAUGUAGAUGGUGUUCAAUAAUUUGUAUAGAAAUGUUGUUACAUUCUACAAACAUGUAUGUAUGUGUUGAGUAUUUUUCGAAUAGGAAAAUUA
Messenger RNA from Schistosoma turkestanicum, 4330 nucleotides. NCBI's taxonomy places the organism in Eukaryota, Metazoa, Platyhelminthes, Trematoda, Strigeidida, Schistosomatidae. The record is from the annotation of a GenBank genome assembly.